Messenger RNA from Rhipicephalus sanguineus (brown dog tick), 6175 nucleotides. It is a transcript of the gene RpII215, whose product is annotated as DNA-directed RNA polymerase II subunit RPB1. The record is from RefSeq and is a predicted model, not a curated record. Gene Ontology annotation, biological process: transcription by RNA polymerase II. Gene Ontology annotation, cellular component: RNA polymerase II, core complex. Gene Ontology annotation, molecular function: DNA binding. Lineage: Eukaryota; Metazoa; Arthropoda; Arachnida; Ixodida; Ixodidae. Bases 148 to 5973 code for a protein of 1941 amino acids. The transcript is spliced from 24 exons.
GAAGGCCCUUCACCGUGCGGAAUCAGCGCCGGAACGGUCCAAUAUGGCGCAGUUUGGCGAAUAAGCCUCGAUUGGGCUUAAUUUUGUUGUGCGCGUGCUGCUAGUCAGUCGGCAUCGGUUAUUGCACAUUGUGGACAACAAACAACAAUGUCGCAGAUCGUGACCUCCGACUCAAAGGCUCCCUUGCGGGAGGUGAAGAGGGUGCAGUUUGGCAUCCUCAGCCCCGAUGAAAUACGGCGCAUGUCUGUGACUGAAGGGGGCAUCAAGUACCCCGAAAUCUAUGAGGGUGGCAGGCCCAAGCUGGGGGGCCUCAUGGACCCCCGGCAAGGGGUCAUCGACCGCACCUCGCGAUGUCAGACAUGCGCGGGCAACAUGACCGAGUGCCCGGGCCACUUUGGACACAUUGACCUGGCCAAGCCGGUGUUCCACUGUGGCUUCCUCACCAAGACCAUCAAGAUACUGCGAUGCGUCUGCUUCUACUGCUCCAAGUUGCUCGUCAACCCCAACAAUCCCAAGAUCAAGGAAAUUGUGGGCAAGACGAAGGGGCAGCCGCGCAAGCGCCUGGCACACGUCUACGACCUCUGCAAGGGCAAGAACAUUUGCGAGGGAGGCGAUGAAAUCGACACCAAGCUAGGGCCCGACAGCCAGGUCCAAGAGGACACCAACAAAAAGCAGGGUCACGGCGGUUGUGGCCGCUACCAACCGAGCAUCCGCAGGAGUGGCCUGGAUUUGACAGCGGAGUGGAAGCACGUCAACGAGGACUCUCAAGAGAAGAAGAUUGCCCUGACGGCCGAGCGCGUCUGGGAGAUCCUCAAGCACGUUUCCGAGGAGGAGUGCGUGAUCAUGGGCAUGGACCCCCGCUAUGCCAAACCAGACUGGAUGCUGAUCACGGUCCUGCCAGUGCCCCCGCUCGCCGUGCGGCCGGCGGUCGUCAUGUUCGGCUCUGCCCGGAACCAGGACGACUUGACGCAUAAACUGGCCGACAUUGUCAAGGCGAACAACGAGCUGAUCCGCAAUGAGCAAAGCGGCGCAGCUGCCCACAUCAUUGCAGAGAACAUCAAGAUGCUUCAGUUCCACGUUGCGACCCUGGUCGACAACGAAAUGCCCGGUUUGCCCCGGGCCAUGCAAAAGUCCGGCCGUCCCCUCAAGUCAAUCAAGCAGCGGCUGAAAAGUAAAGAAGGCCGAAUUCGAGGCAACCUCAUGGGCAAACGAGUUGACUUUUCGGCCCGUACAGUCAUCACCCCCGACCCAAACCUGCGUAUCAACGAGGUCGGAGUACCCCGCUCUAUCGCUCAGAACCUCACUUUUCCCGAGAUCGUCACUCCGUUCAACAUUGACAAAAUGCACGACUUGGUGCGGAGAGGCAACAACCAGUACCCGGGUGCCAAAUACAUCAUCCGAGACAAUGGUGAAAGAAUUGAUCUUCGGUUUCACCCCAAGGCCAGCGACCUUCAUCUUCAGUGUGGCUACCGGGUGGAGCGGCACGUCCGGGACGGCGACAUCAUUGUGUUCAACCGUCAGCCGACGCUACACAAAAUGUCCAUGAUGGGGCACAAGAUCAAGGUGCUGCCUUGGUCCACAUUCCGAAUGAACCUCAGUGUGACAACUCCGUACAACGCUGAUUUUGACGGAGACGAGAUGAACCUGCACGUACCACAGUCUCUGGAGACGCGUGCCGAGGUAGAGCAGCUAGCCAUGGUGCCCCGACAGAUCAUCACACCUCAGUCCAACAAGCCCGUCAUGGGUAUUGUGCAGGACACUCUCACCGCUGUCCGAAAGAUGACCAAGCGGGAUAUCUUCCUUGAAAAGGACCAGAUGAUGACAAUCCUCAUGUUCUUGCCCAUCUGGGAUGGCAAGAUGCCCAUGCCGGCUGUGCUCAAGCCCAAGCCCCUGUGGACGGGCAAGCAGAUAUUUUCCCUCAUCAUCCCCGGCAAUGUGAACCUCAUCCGAACACACAGCACUCACCCGGACGAGGAGGACGAUGGACCCUAUAAGUGGAUAUCGCCGGGUGACACCAAGGUGCUGAUUGAGCAUGGGGAGCUGAUCAGUGGCAUAGUGUGCAAGAAGACAGUAGGUGCCUCGUCGGGCUCGCUGAUGCAUGUGGUGUUUGCCGAGCUGGGCCACGAGGUGGCAGGGGCCUUCUACGGCCACAUCCAGACGGUGGUCAACGCCUGGCUCCUCCUGGAGGGCCACACCAUCGGUAUCGGCGACACCAUUGCCGACAAGCAGACUUUCAUCGACAUCAAGAACACCAUUGAGAAGGCCAAGCACGACGUGAUAGACGUCAUCGAGAAGGCCCACAACGACGAGUUGGAGCCAUCGCCAGGAAACACCCUCAGGCAGACCUUCGAGAACCAGGUCAACCGCAUCCUGAACGAUGCCCGUGACAAGACUGGUGCCAGCGCCCAGAAGUCCCUGUCCGAAUUCAACAACUUCAAGGCCAUGGUGGUCUCUGGAGCCAAAGGCUCGAAAAUUAACAUAUCUCAGGUUAUUGCCUGUGUGGGUCAGCAGAACGUAGAAGGUAAGCGGAUCCCGUUUGGCUUCCGCAAACGCACACUGCCCCACUUCAUCAAGGACGACUACGGCCCCGAGAGCCGUGGCUUCGUCGAGAACUCGUACCUGGCCGGUCUGACCCCUUCCGAGUUUUUCUUCCACGCCAUGGGAGGAAGAGAGGGUCUCAUUGAUACUGCUGUCAAGACUGCCGAAACAGGUUACAUCCAGCGUCGUCUGAUCAAAGCUAUGGAAAGUGUGAUGAUUGCCUAUGACGGCACGGUGCGAAACAGCAACGGCCAGGUGAUCCAGCUGCGUUACGGAGAGGAUGGCCUCGACGGAGGCACCGUCGAGUUCCAGAGCAUGCCCACCCUGAAACCUUCCAACAAAUCCUUUGAGAAGAAGUUCCGUUUCGACGCCUGCAAUGAGCGGUACCUGCGUAAGGUGUUCACCGAGGAUGUGGUGCGUGAACUCAUGGGCAGCGCCACAGCCGUCUCUGAGCUUGAGAAGGAGUGGGAGCGGCUCAAGAAGGACAGGGAAAUAUUGCGAACCAUCUUCCCGACAGGCGACAGCAAGGUUGUGCUGCCGUGCAACCUCCAGAGAAUGCUCUGGAAUGCUCAGAAGAUUUUCCGGGUGAACCUGCGUGCACCCACAGACCUGUCUCCUCUUAGGGUGGUGCAAGGUGUGGAGGAGCUGGUGAAGAAGCUAGUGAUUGUGCCUGGUGAGGACCACCUUAGUAUCCAGGCAAACGAGAACGCCACCUUCCUGUUCCGGGCUCUGUUGCGGGCCACUCUGUGCUCUAAGCGCGUGGCCGAGGAGUUCCGACUCUCCACAGAGUCCUUCGAAUGGCUUCUGGGCGAGAUUGAGACCCGGUUCCACCAGUCACAGGGUCAGCCUGGUGAGAUGGUGGGUGCUUUGGCCGCCCAGUCACUCGGUGAGCCGGCCACCCAGAUGACCCUGAACACUUUCCACUACGCCGGUGUGUCGGCCAAGAACGUCACACUGGGUGUGCCCCGUCUGAAAGAGAUCAUCAACAUCUCCAAGAAGCCUAAGACACCCUCGCUCACCGUCUUCCUGACGGGUGCUGCUGCACGAGAUGCCGAAAAGGCCAAGGACGUUUUGUGCCGGUUGGAGCACACCACCCUCCGCAAGGUGACUGCAAACACGGCCAUCUACUACGACCCCGACCCGCAAAACACGGUCAUUGCGGAGGACCAGGAGUUCGUGAACGUCUACUACGAGAUGCCCGACUUCGACCCCACUCGCAUAUCACCCUGGCUGCUCCGUGUCGAGCUGGACCGCAAGCGUAUGACGGACAAGAAGCUCACCAUGGAGCAGAUUGCCGAGAAGAUUAACGCUGGUUUUGGUGACGACCUGAACUGCAUCUUCAACGACGACAAUGCCGAGAAGCUGGUGCUUCGGAUACGAAUCAUGAACAGCGACGAUGGCAAGUUCCAAGAUGAGGAGGAACAAGUGGACAAGAUGGAGGACGAUGUCUUCCUUCGUUGCAUUGAGGCCAACAUGCUGAGUGACAUGACACUGCAGGGCAUCGAAGCCAUCACAAAGGUGUACAUGCACCUGCCUACCACGGACAACAAGAAGCGCAUCGUUCUCACCGAGACUGGAGAGUUCAAGGCCAUCGCCGAGUGGCUUCUGGAAACGGACGGCACCAGCCUCAUGAGAGUGCUGAGUGAACGGGACGUCGACCCCGUCCGGACAUACUCCAACGACAUUUGCGAGAUCUUCGCUGUGCUGGGAAUAGAGGCGGUCCGAAAGGCCGUGGAGAAGGAAAUGAACCACGUCAUCUCAUUCGACGGCUCGUACGUCAACUACCGCCACUUGGCCCUCUUGUGCGAUGUGAUGACCGCCAAGGGACAUCUGAUGGCCAUCACUCGUCACGGAAUCAACCGACAGGACACGGGGGCCCUGAUGAGGUGUUCCUUUGAAGAGACUGUUGAUGUGCUCCUGGAUGCUGCUUCACAUGCUGAGGUUGACUACCUGAAGGGUGUCUCUGAGAACAUUAUCAUGGGACAGUUGGCACGUAUGGGCACAGGGGCAUUUGACCUGAUGCUUGAUGCCGAGAAGUGCAAGUAUGGCAUCGAGAUCCCCAUGAACCUGCCAAUGAUGGGAUCCCUCUGUGGCCCUGGAGUGUUCUUCGGCAGUGCAGCCACACCAAUGGCUGGAAUGUCUCCUCAGAUGACACCGUGGGCGACAGGUGCCACUCCGGCUUAUGGCAGUGGUUGGUCACCUAACGUGGGAAGUGGCAUGACACCAGGAGGUGCUGGCUUCUCACCCUCUGCAUCAAGUGAUGCUAGCGGCUUCAGUCCGGGUGCCUGCAGCCCUGCAUGGUCACCGCAGCCAGGCUCGCCAGCCUCGUCACCUGCAUCACCUUACAUACCCAGCCCCAGCUCCCCAAACUACUCGCCCUCGUCACCUGCUUAUGCACCUUCCUCCCCCUCUCUCACUCCGGCUUCCCCAACCUAUUCCCCGACAUCUCCGUCAUACUCUCCCACAUCUCCAUCCUAUUCGCCAACGUCACCCACGUACUCGCCCACUUCCCCCAACUACUCUCCCACAUCGCCGAGUUACUCGCCAACGUCUCCCUCAUACUCCCCGACAAGCCCCAGCUACUCCCCAACGUCACCAUCCUACUCCCCAACAUCCCCAUCUUAUUCUCCAACAAGCCCGAGCUACUCGCCCACUUCCCCUUCCUACUCGCCAACCUCCCCGUCUUACUCUCCUACGUCUCCUUCCUAUUCCCCCACUUCUCCGUCCUACUCACCAACCAGUCCAAGCUACUCUCCAAGUUCUCCCAACUACACCCCUGCGUCGCCUUCCUACUCGCCAACCUCGCCUUCUUACUCCCCGACAUCACCGUCCUAUUCUCCCACCUCUCCAUCCUACUCCCCGACCAGCCCGUCCUACUCGCCUAGCUCUCCCAACUAUUCUCCUCAGAGUCCUAGCUACUCUCCAGGUAGCCCCAGUUACUCGCCAAGCAGUCCCAAGUACUCUCCAACAUCUCCGUCUUACUCUCCAACAAGUCCAAGCUAUUCUCCCGGAUCGCCACAGUACACACCGUCGUCCCCCAAGUAUUCUCCGACCUCGCCAACGUAUUCACCGACGUCUCCGUCGUACUCUCCAUCAAGUCCGAAGUAUUCCCCGACGAGUCCAAAGUACUCGCCAACGAGUCCCACUUACACGCCUUCGUCACCCAAGUACAGUCCGACCUCGCCUCAGUACAGCCCAACGUCGCCGCAGUACAGCCCCACAUCGCCGAAGUACUCUCCGACAUCACCCAAGUAUUCUCCGACAUCGCCGACAUAUUCUCCUACUUCACCGAAGUAUUCGCCUACUUCGCCUACUUACUCUCCCACCAGUCCCAAGGGCUCAAGCUACUCCCCAACCAGUCCGGGCUAUUCCCCAUCCUCGCCAACUUAUAGCCCCACGAGCCCCAACAUUGAAGAGGAUAGCGACAAUGACUAAACUGGAUUGCACUUGUGCCAAGUGUGUUGGCAUCUGUACAUACAAUGGCUCACGGCCUUAUUCCAUUUUUCUAUGUUUAUUCUUGCUAAGUAAUGUCUAGGUGCUUGACAUCAGGGCAAGGGAAAUGCCAGUGCCUCUCCGCUGCAAGUGAAUUCAUGAAAAGUGUACGGCACUAAAGUUUUAAAUAAAGAUUGUUUUCGGA